This is a messenger RNA of Myxocyprinus asiaticus (Chinese sucker), 1043 nucleotides long. RefSeq names its product peptidyl-tRNA hydrolase domain containing 1 (gene ptrhd1). The record is from RefSeq and is a predicted model, not a curated record. The transcript is spliced from 2 exons. Bases 211 to 591 code for a protein of 126 amino acids. Gene Ontology annotation, molecular function: peptidyl-tRNA hydrolase activity. Lineage: Eukaryota; Metazoa; Chordata; Actinopteri; Cypriniformes; Catostomidae.
UUAUCAUCUUACAUUACGUAUAAUAAUUAACAUUAACGCAGAUUUCAGAACAACCUAGUGAGAUUAGACUCAAUAUAGUCAGAGACCUCAAACAACCACUAGAGGACGUCUAGUCAAUAACUUCAACAGAAAGGAAAUAAACCCGGAACGUAAAUAAAGAGCCCACUGACUACGUAAUUUCCUGCCCAGAGAUUUUUUACGUUCAUCAAAAUGGCAACGCAGAGUAGUGGCACGUCCAGGCGUUUAGUCCAGUAUGUUAUCGUCCGGUCAGACCUCAUACACACUUUAUCAUGGCCUUUAGGCGCCGUCAUAACUCAAGCCUGUCACGCGGCCACUGCAGCCAUUCAUUUACACUACAGUGACCCCGAUACUCAAGAAUACCUGGCAGAACUGGACAGCAUGCACAAAGUGGUACUGCAGGCACCAGAUGAGGCUUCUCUCUCCACUCUUUCCAGUACUCUACAUGAAAAAGAAAUAGCACAUAAACUAUGGAUGGAGCAGCCCGAAAAUAUCCCCACUUGCUUGGCUUUAAAACCCUACCCUAAAGAGACUGUGCAGCCUUUUCUAAAAAAGUUCAAGCUUUUCAAAUGAUAGGAGCCCUUCAUGGAUUGCACAUAACAGUGAAAGACUGGUCUCUAGAUUAGCAUGUGGCAAUAAAAAUGAUAUGGAUGUACUUUUGUGUCAGGUGGAAUUUCAUCAUUUGAUUUGUGUAAUAACUAAUUGAAUAGCCUCUUAAUACUUUUUCUUUUUUUUAGGGUUCAACUGCCUUUGAAUCUCACCAUCAAUUUUCAUCAACAUUCAUUCUCUUGUUAUAUAUCAAUCAUAACAACAAGAUGUCUCUCUCUCUGUGGCAAAACAUGCUACUUAGUUCAAUUAGUACACCAGAAAAGCAACUGAAAUAUAAAUUCUUUAAUAUCUGUAAGCAAACUGAAUGUUUUACUUUUUUUUUUCUUCUGCAUAUUGAUCAUAUGGGUAAUACUGCAUCAAAAGUGUCUGACUUAAAGCAUCCUGAAUCUAUUAAAAAUAAACUGAUGAUUCUGUCC